CUCGUCGACGGCCGAGGUGGUGCGGUCACCUGGAACAGUCCAGCAAGGAAGCCUCAGACAUGAAGUGUGCAGCACUCUGGACCGCUGCUCUGUGCGCCCUGGCAGUCGGCGGGGUCGUCGCUCAGACCCAGUACCGCAUGUGCGUGGACAAGUACCAGGGAGGCCGUGACUGCGUGGUGCUGGAGUCGGGCGAGAGCAGCGUGCGGUGCGUGGAGGUGACGGACAGCGUGGACUGCGCGCAGAAGAUACAGAGCGGUCGGGCGGACUUCGGCGUGUUCACGGCCGAGGAGGCGCUGCUGGCGUCCAAGUUCGUCAACAGCGACACGCAGGUGCUGCUGGAGCUGGUCUCCGGCGGCCAGCAGGCGCCCGACACCACCGCAGCCCAGUUCAAGUUCGAGUCCGUGGCGUUGGUGAGGGCCAACCACUCGGGAGGGUUGGCGGGCCUGCGCGGGAAGAACUACUGCCACCCCGGCUUCCAGAGGACGCAGUACUGGACCGACAGAGUGCUCAAGGAGUUCGAGCUGCGCGUGGCCAACACGCAGUGCGGCGGGCUUGCCAACCUCACCACGGUGGAGAACGAGCUGCGCGCGCUGUCCGGGUUCUUCAACUCGUCCUGCCGGCCCGGGACCUGGGUGCUGGACGACUGGACCCAGGACACGUACAGGCGGCAGUUCCCGCAGAUGUGCAGCCUGUGCGACCGGCCCGACACCUGCAGCUACAAGCCGGGCCUCGCGUCCAACCACUACGGCGCGCUGGACUGCCUGCUGCGGGGCGGCGGGGACGUGGCUUACGUGGAGGCCGCCUCCGUGCGCAGCUACUUCGGGGUGGCGGGCAACGACGACAUGGUGUACCUGUGCAAGGACGGCAGCACGCAGCCGCUCAGCACGGCCUCGCCCUGCGCCUGGGUGCAGCAGCGCUGGGACUCCAUCGUGUCCAGCAACCGCGUGGCCGCCGCGCUCAGGCCCCAGCUGGUCAGCUGGCUGCCCGCCGCAGCCUCGCCGCGCCGGCUGGACUGGACCAGCAACCUCGCGAGCCUCGUGCUGCCCGACAGCAGCCACUACGCGCGCGAGGUGGCCGGCACCAUCACCAUGCAGCAGUACAUCAUGGAGGGACGCGACAUCCCGGUGACGUCGGCGUGCCAGCGCACGCUGCGCUGGUGCACCGUGUCCGAGCUGGAGGACAGCAAGUGCGAGUGGCUGCGCCAGGCGGGCGUCACGCACGGCCUGUCGCCGGAGCUGCUGUGCCUGCGCGGCAGCAGCAAGUUCGACUGCUUGCGGCGCGUGGAGGCCGACCUCGCCGACCUCGUGGGCAUCGACACCGACCUGGGCUACCUCGCCAAGAACGUGUACAACCUGAACACGGCCUCCUACCAGGAGAGCACUGCGGCCGGCAACAAUGCCGUGGUGGCCGUGGUGAAGGCGGACUCCUCGCUGUCCGGCGUCAAGGGGCUCGUGAACAGCAAGGCCUGCUUCCCGCAGUUCGGCGGCAUCGCGUGGGUGGCCUUCUUCGAGUCGCUGCGCAACGCCUCGCUGCUGAGGGACGGCGUGUGCCCCUACGGCCCGGGCGCGCGCCGGGUGUUCGCGGAGGUGUGCGCGCCGGGCGCCCGCAGCGCCUCGCACGACCGCCAGCAGCUCAACAACAACACCGACCUGUGUGGCCUGUGCAGCGCGGCCCUGGCGCGGCUGCCCGCGCCCUACGCCAACUGGACGAACACCUCGGGGUGCGCGGGCAACUCGUCCAGCGCGCUGUUCGGCGACCGCGGCGCGCUGCUCUGCCUCAGCUCCGGCGCGGCUGACGUGGCCUUCGUGCGCGCCCGCCAGCUGCCGGCAGCCAUCGCUGAGCUGAACUUGGCGGUGGACUCGUACAGGAUUCUCUGCCGCGACGGCAGCAAGCGACCUCUGACGGAGACCGUCCCUGACAACUGCCCCCUGGCCACGGUGGUGGGUGGCGAGAUCGUGGCUCGGAGGAACCGCUCCAAGGUGAUGACGCGGGACAUCAACAACCUGAUGAGCGAGUUCGACGACUGGUUCGGCUACGCCUACCGCAACUACGAGAACAUCUUCCACAUCUUCGAGUCGUUCAUGGACACGGACGGUGUCCUGCUGCAGAACAACACCAUCGCACUGCUCACGUCGUUCAACACGCAGAGCUACUUCGUCAGCGCUUACGACGACAUGAAGCGGACGGCGUACACUUGCCGCAGCGCCGCGACACCCGCCCCCACCGCCGCCGGCGCGCUGCUGGUGUUGGCACUGGCCGCCGCCGCCAGGCUGUGGUAGCCGCCGCCAGGCUGUGGUAGCCGCCGCCAGGCAGUGGUAGCCGCCGCCAGGCAGUGGUAGCCGCCGCCAGGCUGUGGUAGCCGCCGCCAGGCUGUGGUAGCCGCCGCCAGGCUGUGGUAGCCGCC
This is a messenger RNA of Bacillus rossius redtenbacheri, 2404 nucleotides long. Its product is annotated as transferrin-like. Gene Ontology annotation, biological process: iron ion transport. The coding region runs from base 60 to 2279 and encodes 739 amino acids. The transcript is spliced from 15 exons. Lineage: Eukaryota; Metazoa; Arthropoda; Insecta; Phasmatodea; Bacillidae. Gene Ontology annotation, cellular component: early endosome; plasma membrane; recycling endosome. The record is from RefSeq and is a predicted model, not a curated record.